Molecule: messenger RNA, 2820 nt
Organism: Eruca vesicaria subsp. sativa (arugula)
Lineage: Eukaryota; Viridiplantae; Streptophyta; Magnoliopsida; Brassicales; Brassicaceae
Source: the annotation of a GenBank genome assembly
AUGGAUUCUCGAGGUGACAGUUCCAGGUUCGGACAGUAUCCGACAAAACCUUCAAGGAACAUGUCUUCAUCUUCCUCUGCUGCUUUCUUCUCAGCCAACCAAUCUCCCUUCUUCUCCCCAAGAUCUCCCAAACUCCAACAAGAACACUCCGAAUCAACUCGCUCUGAUCCUCAAUGCGAUGACAGCUUCGACCCUCUCACCUCCAGCUCUGGCUUCCAAGACCACCACGCUGACCUCAUGUUUCAGAAUCUUGAACCUUCCAGUAGUGUCAUCCCAAGAUACACAAGAGGAGGAGGAGGGCAUGAUUCGUCUUCCUACACUCAGACAUCUUCUGUCUCAGUUUCUUACAAUAGAGUGAGAUGCUGCGAUGUUUUCUUAGGUUUACACGGACAAAAACCUUCUCUGCUUCGGUUCGCUGAUUGGUUAAGAGCAGAGUUAGAGUUCCAAGGGAUGAGUUGUUUCAUGUCGGAUAGAGGCAGAUGCAGAAGCUCACGUAAACAGAGAAUCAUCGAGAGAGCAAUGGACGGUGCUUCCUUCGGAGUCAUCAUCCUCACGAGAAAGUCUUUCAAAAGUCCUUACACUAUCGAGGAGCUACGGUUUUUCUCCGAGAAGAAGAACCUAGUCCCGGUCUUCUUCGACCUCUCUCAGGGAGACUGUCUCGUCCGGGACAUUGUUGAGAAGAGAGGAGACUUGUGGGAGAAGCACGGAGGAGAGGUUUGGGAUUGUUACGGAGGGAUUGAGAGAGAGUGGAGAGAAGCUGUUCAUGGGUUGUCUCGUGUUGAAGAUUGGAAGCUUGAAGCUCAUGAAGGUAACUGGAGAGAUGUUGUGUUUAGGGCUGUGACGUUGUUGGCUAUGAGGUUAGGGAGGAGGAGUAUUGUUGAGAGGUUGAGUAAAUGGCGUGAUAAGGCCGAGAAAGAGGAGUUUCCUUACCCGAGGAACGAUGGUUUCGUCGGGAGGAAGAAGGAGUUGGCUGAGUUGGAGUUUGUUUUGUUCGGAGAUGUUUGUAAAGAUUCUGAGAGAGAUUACUUUGAGUUGAAGGCAAGAAAAAAGAAGAAGAAGAAUGUGAUGUUAGGGUGGAACAAGAAUAAGAACGGUAAAGGUAAAGAGAAAGUUGUAUGGAAAGAGUCUGAGAAAGAGAUUGAGAUGCAAAGCACUGAUCAGUUAAAACGGAACAACACUAGAAGAAAACGGUCUACGAAAGUAGCUUACGGGAAAGGCGUGGCGUGUGUCUCAGGUGAAUCGGGUAUCGGUAAAACCGAACUGCUUCUCGAGUUUGCUUACAGGCAUCACCAGAGGUAUAAGAUGGUUCUUUGGAUAGGUGGAGAGAGCCGUUACAUAAGACAGAACUAUCUAAAUCUUUAUCAAUACUUAGAGGUUGACGUUGGCGUGGAGAGUUGUUCUGAUAAGACGAGGAUGAAGAGCUUUGAGGAGCAGGAAGACGCCGCGGUUUCGAGGAUCAGGAAGGAGAUGAUGAGGAACAUACCGUUCUUGGUUGUGAUUGAUAACUUGGAGAGUGAAAAAGACUGGUGGGAUUCGAAGCUUGUGAUGGAUCUUCUUCCUAGGUUUGGAGGAGGGACGCAUAUCUUGAUAUCCACGCGUCUCUCUAGGGUUAUGAACAUGGAGCCGUUGAAGUUAUCUUACUUAUCUGGCGCUGAAGCUAUGGUGUUGAUGCAGGGGAACAGCGUUAAAGACUAUCCUGUUCCUGAGAUGGAUGCGUUGAGAGUUGUGGAAGAGAAGCUUGGGAGGUUAACGUUGGGAUUAGCGAUUGUUGGAGCCAUUUUGUCUGAGCUUCCUAUAAACCCUAGCCGGCUUUUGGAUACUAUAAAUAGAAUGCCGUUGAGAGAGAUGUCUGGUCGGGAGGGGAGCUUGUUGAGGAGGAGAAGUGUGUUUCUAUUGCAGCUGUUUGAAGUUUGUUUUUCGAUCUUUGAUCACGCGGAUGGACCGAGGAGUUUAGCUACUAGAAUGGUUGUUGCAGGCGGGUGGUUAGCUCCGGGUCCAGUUCCAGCUUCUUUGUUAGCUUUGGCUGCUUAUAAACUCCCUGAGAAACAUAGAAGUCUGUGGAGGAAGCUGAGACGCGCUAUAAGUUGUGGUUUUGCGUCUUCUAAGUCCAAAAGAUCAGGAGGUGAAGCUGCUUCUAUGUUGCUGAGAUUCAACAUCGCUAGAACAAGUAGUGUCAAGCUAGGGUUUAUACAAAUACACGAGCUGGUGAGACUCUACGCUAGAAACCGUGUGCUGGUGAAUGAGAACGCUCCUGCUAUGGUUCGAGCCGUGAUAAGCCGCGGCUCGACGGUUGAGACAGCGGAGCAGAUAUGGGGGGUUUGCUUUUUGCUGUUCGGUUUCGGCAACGAAGCUCCAACCAUUCAGCUGAAGAUAACAGAGCUGUUGUUUCUUGUGAAGCAAGUAAUCUUGCCCUUAGCGAUUAGGACUUUCAUAAAUUUUUCGCGGUGCAGCGCUGCGGUUGAGCUGCUUAGAGUCUGCACAAACGCACUCGAAGCGGCUGAUCAAACGCUUGUGACGCCGGUGGAGAAGUGGUUAGAUAAGUCUCUUUGUUGGAGACCGGUUCAGACAAGCGCACAGCUGAACCCUGUUCUUUGGGAAGAGCUUGCUCUGACUCGAGCCACUGUGUUGGAGACUCGAUCUAAGCUGAUGUUGAGAGGUGGGCAGUUUAGUGUGGCUGAUGAUCUAAUUAGAAAAGCUAUCUUUAUAAGAACUUCGAUCUCAGGAGAGGAUCAUCCUGCGACUGUGUCGGCUCGAGAGACUUUGAGUAAGUUAACGAGACUUUUGUCAAAUGCUCAUCAGACUCAGAACAGUUCACCAUGA